Messenger RNA from Marchantia polymorpha subsp. ruderalis, 660 nucleotides. NCBI's taxonomy places the organism in Eukaryota, Viridiplantae, Streptophyta, Marchantiopsida, Marchantiales, Marchantiaceae. The record is from the annotation of a GenBank genome assembly.
GCUGGAUGAUGGGUAUGAGGCUAGAUCAUGGGCGAAGUUGUGUGUCUUGGGGCCACUAUACCGAAGCGUAACGAAGGAAGGAAGCAGUCGAGCCCUUUGUCUCUUUGGAGCCGAACAGUAUGUGAAGAAAAGAUCCCGUUAGGCCUUUUCGGGCUGGAUGCAUUUUGUCAACCUCACAAGUUGACAUGAGCCGAAGUCAGCGUGCCCUUUCGUCUUAUCAGGAAUGCAUGUCAGUCACCAGGGGGGCUCGAUAAGGACGUUGAAGCGACAUGGGAUGAAGAUGCGGUCAUCCUUACGCUCACUAUUGCUUACAGGUGACUUCUUUGUUGGAUCUGCUGGUGGAAGGCCUAAAAGUCCCCCCGAGCUGACGAAGUUUUGGUUCUUUGUUGCAUUCAAGCGUGGACCCCUCCCUGCCUCCGGGCUGGGUCUCGGGAGCUUGGGCCCGGAGAACUUGGCCGCCGUGGUGGGCCAAUGUGCACGAACGCUUAGUGCAUGAGAAACAGUCUCCUCUUACGUUCACCUUCAGGAUGAUGGAGACGAAUUAACCAUGACUAAAUUCUCGUCUUCUCACCACGAUUCUGGAAUACCCGAAACAUCUUCCUGCGCUUUUAUGGUGAAUAAUGGCGGACAUAUCUAUCUGCAGAGCGGGAGUCAAGGGAG